UGCUAGGAAGUGAUGCAUUGACUCCCAGGUGUCAUGUCCGUUCUGCACUAUACUAAGCAUGGCGGCGGCGUGGCUUUUCAGGACAUCUCUGGAUUAAUCGGCAGGACACAGCCCCGUUGCAGUCCCACGAUGGCCGGGCCGGAAGACAGCAAGCUCCGAGGGCUGCAGUUCGCUGAGCGGCAGUUGCUGCGGCACGGCUGGGAGCAGGGGAAAGGUCUUGGCAAAAGAGAGAAUGGGAUUUCCGAAGCCAUCAAAGUGAAAGUGAAAUGCGACAAAUCAGGGGUCGGGCAUCGUGAAGGAGAGCAGUUCACAUUUCACUGGUGGGACCACGUCUUCAAUAAAGCCUCUUCCAACCUUGCUGUGGAGGCCAGUGAGGGGGGCGUACAGUUGAAGAAGCUGGCCGAGGAAAAGGGGGGAAUCACCAAUAAGAAGCCGCGGAGUGCUGAGCUAGGCAAGGCCAAGCUGUAUGGGCGAUUCGUCAAGUCAGCGACGCUGUUGUCGGGCGGAGAGCAGGUGGAGGAGAGAGCCGUGGACUCGGGGAGCAGCGACAGUGACAGCAGCGACGAGGAUGAGAAGCUGGACCUGUCCUCCUGCACCCGGUUAUCGGAUGCAGAUCUGGUGAAAGCGUGUGGGGGGCGCACGGCUCACAAAGGUGCCCGUCACGGCUUCAAGAUGAGCGCCAAGCUGGCCCGGCUGGAGGAGCAGGAGAGAGAGUUCCUGGCUAAAUACAGAGAGAAGAACCAGGAGCCAAGCAAACCCACCACCACAGAGGCUGCCGGAGCACACCGCCAGAGACACGGCAAACGGGACAAGAACAGCUGCAGGGAAAGAGACGUUCCCACUCCCGACUCGGGAGGAGAGCCCGAGGACGGGAACGCAGAGACCAGAGAGAAGGGACUGUCGAAAAAGAAGAAAAAGAAACGGGCAAAGACUCCGGAAGAGGAAUUCCAGGGAGGCGCUGAGGAACCAGGGGAAGAAGGGAUGAUGAAAAAGAAACGAAAGAGAGAACAGGAGAAAGAAGCACUGCAGGAAGAAACGACGCCGCAGGAUUCUGAGAGGAAACCGAAAAAGAAGAGGAGGAGGAGCAAGGCAGUGGCACACGAAUGACCUGCUCUUGAGAGAGUCAGAACCAAGCAGCUGGAAAACACAAACAUUCAACUGAAGCCUCCUGUUUCCAGGUCAAGUCCAUUUUCCUGGCCGUACACAAUAAGUCCACUUCCUUCCUGUGUUACAGGUUAUGGGACCCCACGUUAGCCUCACAUUCACAUUGUGCGCUGUAUGUAAAACACAGCUGUGUGUGGUCCUAGUACCUGCAAUAUGGGGUCCUUGCUUCCAUUAAACUCAUCACGUAGUCCAAGGUAGGCCAUGAUUAGUGUGGCUUGAAUCACAGCGAAAACAAAAAUGCCAAACAGUAAGGGCCUGCGUGUUCCCAGGGGGAAGAAGAUUAAAAGCCGUGGUGUUACACUUUGAAAAAUAAAUAGUAAAAAAAAACAGACUGUCUCCAGAAAUAACAGCAAGGAAUUCACAAAGGAGUCUGAAAAGCCAUGCUGGUUCCCAAAGUGUUUAACGCUGAGAUCCCUCUGCAGGGCAAGCAGUGGAAGCAUCUCCUCCUGCACUGAAGCUCCGUGUGUAGCGACUCCAGUGAUUGUUAUAGCAUGAAACUGGAAGGGAUACUUACUUUUUCAAUUACACUUUGACCUGAAACAGCAGUGGCACCUUUUCUUGAGAUCGACAGCACAGUAGCCAGGCAGAGAGAUUCAAUAAAGACGACUUUUAUAAAACAAUCUCUUCUCUCUGUUUUACAUGUCAAAGUUCACUAUUGCGUUUUUGGAAAUUGAAACAUUCAUUAAUAUCAGUAAAAUAGGAGAGAGAAAGCUUUUUAAAAGAUGAAUUUUUUUAAGACAAACAAUCUGGUUCUGCUAGUGACACCAGCUGUCUCUUGCAUCCAUUCUUUAUGAAAUGUAAAUCAAUUGUAAAUGAUGUGCUUUUUAAAGAUUUGUCAGGAACACGAAGACUGAAGCUGUACAGUCCUGUGUUUGCAAUGUAUGAUGAUUGUCU
Molecule: messenger RNA, 2058 nt
Organism: Polyodon spathula (Mississippi paddlefish)
Lineage: Eukaryota; Metazoa; Chordata; Actinopteri; Acipenseriformes; Polyodontidae
Gene: gpatch4
Product: G patch domain containing 4
Exons: 8
Coding region: 34-1107 (357 amino acids)
Biological process (GO): regulation of ribosome biogenesis
Cellular component (GO): nucleolus
Molecular function (GO): nucleic acid binding
Source: RefSeq, a predicted model, not a curated record